GCUGCUAGGGCCUAGGUAGCCCUACUCAGCCAGGAAGCAGAGAGCAGAAAAUCGCCCGAGGGAAAACAAGGGAACAAGGAGCAGAAAACCUCCCCAGGGACAAGAUGAAUUUCUUCCCAGCCCUUUCACCAGAAACCUGGACUUUACUUGCUGCAUUUGUGACCCUUCUGAUUUUAUAUGGGAUCUGGCCAUAUAGUAUUUUUAAGAAGUUGGGGAUUCCUGGACCAAGGCCUCUGCCGUUCGUUGGGACAUUUCUGGAAUAUCGAAAUGGAAUUUUUGAGUUUGACAAGAAGUGCUAUGAAAAAUAUGGUAAAGUGUGGGGGAUUUUUGAUGGUAGACAGCCAAUCCUGGCCAUUCUGGAUCCUGACAUCAUCAAAACUGUUCUGGUGAAAGAGUUUCACGACUCUUUUCCAAACCGACGGAACUUUGGUCUAAAUGGUGGCUUGGACUCUAGCCUCACCAUCGCCGAGUAUCACACGUGGAAGAGGAUUCGCACCAUCGUCUCCCCGACCUUCACCAGUGGGAAACUUAAGGAGAUGUUCCCAAUCAUCAAACAUUAUGGAAAACUUCUGGUACAAAAUAUUGACAAGAAGGUGAAGAAGAAUGAGCCAGUGAAUAUGAAGAGGAUCUUUGGGUCGUACAGUCUGGACGUGGUCACCAGUACCUCCUUUGGAGUGGACAUAGAUUCGAUGAACAAUCCCAAUGACCCUUUUGUUAAACAGAUCACUAAGUUACUCUCUUUCACUUUCUUAAGCCCUCUGUUCCUGCUCACAGUGGUGUUUCCUUUCCUCAUGCCAGUUUUCAAAAAGAUGAACCUGUCACUGUUUCCCCGGGACACUGUGGAAUUCUUUGUUGGCGUCACCCGCAACUUCAAAGAGAAGAGGCAGAAAGGUGUCCACACGGGAAGAGUGGAUUUUCUGCAACUGAUGGUUGACUCCCAAUCCUCAGACAGCAACCCUGAACCCAGUGAGAAGAAUCACUCCUACAAAGAAAUGACUGACAUGGAGAUCUCGACACAGGCCAUCAUCUUUAUUUUUGCUGGAUUUGAAACCACCAGCUCGACUCUCAACUUCGUGUCCUACAACUUGGCUACUCACCCUGAAGUCCAGAAGAAACUGCAAGAGGAAAUAGACAGCAUUCUACCUAACAAGGCCAGCCCCACUUAUGAGUCCAUCUUCCAAAUGGAUUAUCUCGAUAUGGUUGUCCUGGAGACCCUCAGGCUCUUCCCCCCAGGAGGUCGAAUACAGAGAGUCUGUAAGGAAACGACCCAAAUCAAAGGGUUGACCAUUCCCAAAGGGACAGUGGUUAUUAUACCAACAUUUGUUUUGCAUCGGGAUUCAGAGCAUUGGCCAGAGCCUGAAAAGUUCCUCCCUGAGAGGUUCAGUAAGGAGGAGAAAGCUUCGCACAAUCCCUAUGUCUUCCUGCCCUUUGGAGCCGGUCCCAGAAACUGCAUUGGAAUGAGAUUUGCCCUCCUCAACAUGAAAGCUGCUCUGAUUCACCUGCUGCAGAAUUUCUCCGUGGAGCCUUGCAAAGAGACCCCGAUCCCCCUAGAACUGGAUUCGACAGGUUUUAUGAAACCCAAGAAGCCGAUCAUACUGAAACUUGUCCCCAGAUCAGGAGUGGAUUCUGAAGACUAGAAAAGAAUUAGAUCUGUUGGGAGAAUGCUUUUCCCACUUCUCUGAAAGCAAGAACUAGAAAUCUUGAAUCUUACACUCAAUGGAAAUGAAAACCUUAGAAUAAACCUCUUGCCUUUUGGGGCAGGAAUCACAUCUAC
This is a messenger RNA of Ornithorhynchus anatinus (platypus), 1774 nucleotides long. RefSeq names its product cytochrome P450 3A21-like. Gene Ontology annotation, biological process: steroid metabolic process; oxidative demethylation. Gene Ontology annotation, molecular function: heme binding; iron ion binding; oxidoreductase activity, acting on paired donors, with incorporation or reduction of molecular oxygen. The coding region runs from base 105 to 1637 and encodes 510 amino acids. The record is from RefSeq and is a predicted model, not a curated record. NCBI's taxonomy places the organism in Eukaryota, Metazoa, Chordata, Mammalia, Monotremata, Ornithorhynchidae. The transcript has 13 exons.